AUGGCUAGUUUAGUAACGAAGAACACAACUUUGUUAAUAAAAUUAAUAAAAAAUGUGACAAAUAAUAGUAAAAGACUGUCGUCGCAUUUUAUUUAUUACCCGGAUAAUGGAGUUCCAGUUGAAGGUGAAACUGCCAAAAUGAACAUGAUGCAGGCAAUCAACAAUGCUAUGGACAUCACACUCAAGAAUGACCCAACGGCUGUGCUAUUUGGUGAAGAUGUUGGCUUUGGUGGAGUGUUCCGGUGUUCACUAGGACUUCAGGAGAAAUAUGGCAAAGAUAGAGUGUUUAAUACACCGCUGUGUGAACAAGGCAUUGCUGGCUUCGGCAUUGGACUAGCUACAGCUGGUGCUACAGCCAUAGCUGAAAUACAGUUCGCAGACUACAUCUUCCCAGCUUUUGAUCAGAUAGUGAACGAGGCGGCGAAGGCGCGCUACCGCUCGGGCGGGCAGUUCGCGUGCGGCGCGCUCACCGUGCGCAGCCCCUGCAGCGCCGUGGGGCACGGCGCGCUCUACCACUCGCAGAGCCCCGAGGCCUUCUUCGCGCACGCGCCCGGCCUGCGGGUGGUGGUACCCCGCGGUCCUAUCACAGCGAAGGGUCUCCUCCUCUCGUGUAUCAGAGAGCCAGACCCUUGCAUAUUCCUCGAACCCAAGAUCUUGUACCGAUCUGCCAACGAAGAAGUACCUGUCGGAGACUAUACACUGCCUCUUGGGAAAGCACAGGUCUUAAGAGAAGGAGAUGCAGCGACCCUAAUCGCUUGGGGCACUCAGGUCCACGUGUUGCUGGAGGUCGCAGACAUGGCUAAAGAGAAACUGGGAGUCAUGUGUGACGUCAUCGACUUACAAUCCAUCUUGCCCUGGGAUGAGGAGACAGUUUGUAAUUCGGUGAAGAAGACAGGCCGUUGUGUGAUAUCUCACGAGGCGCCUCUCACGUCCGGCUUCGGGGCUGAGAUUGCAGCCACCGUGCAGGAGCAAUGUUUCCUGCACCUGGAGGCGCCGGUGUCCCGCGUGUGUGGCUGGGACGCGCCCUUCCCGCACGUGUUCGAGCCGCUCUACCUGCCCGACAAGUGGCGCUGCUACCAGGCACUCCUCGACACCCUGCACUACUAA
Messenger RNA from Arctia plantaginis, 1107 nucleotides. The record is from the annotation of a GenBank genome assembly. NCBI's taxonomy places the organism in Eukaryota, Metazoa, Arthropoda, Insecta, Lepidoptera, Erebidae.